Molecule: messenger RNA, 552 nt
Organism: Rhizopus microsporus ATCC 52813
Lineage: Eukaryota; Fungi; Mucoromycota; Mucoromycetes; Mucorales; Rhizopodaceae
Product: PSP1-domain-containing protein
Exons: 3
Coding region: 1-552 (183 amino acids)
Cellular component (GO): cytoplasm
Source: RefSeq, a predicted model, not a curated record
AUGGGCAAAGGUGUUAAAUUUGACUCUGAGGUAUUGAGCAAUGUUAUAUUCUAUGCUAUUGAAUUCAAAGGAGGAAGGUCAGACAUAUUCUAUUCACCUCUACCUAAUUUCAAACAAGAUGACUUGGUGAUCGUUGAAGCUGAUAGAGGGCGUGAUCUUGGAAAGAUAAGCAUGGAAAACAUUAGUCGAUCACAAAUAGAAAGCUUUUAUCGAAGCAAUCGAAAUAUAGAAGAUGAGCCAUCAGAAAAGAAACAAGAAAUUUACAUCAAACGUAUCUUUCGUCAUGCAAGACCUGACGAGAUCACACUACUUUUAGCCAAGGGUCAAGAUGAAUCCAAGGCAUUGAUUGUUUGUCAAUCCAAGAUUAAGCAAAAGAAACUCAAUAUGCAAGUGGUUGAUGCAGAAUAUCAAUGGGACAGACGAAAGCUUACAUUUUACUUUGUGGCAGAAAAAAGAGUUGACUUUCGAGAGUUGGUUAGAGAACUAUUUAAGCUUUACAAGACACGUAUUUGGAUGUGCACUAUCAACUCUAUCAAAAUGUUCAAAAAAUAG